CUCAAUAAUCUGCCCUGCUCAUUCGGAUUAUCGUUUUCCUAAACGGAAUUGUAAAAAGCCAUGAAUCGGUUCCCAAAAGGAAAAGCUUUCGAUUUUCAAAAGGAUUUCCUUGGAUUUCCUAAAAUGGUUUUCAGGAAAGUCAUUUUAUUUCGCAUUGUUCUUUCGUAACACAGGUUGUAUUUCGAUUACGAAUACUGUAGAUAAACUAAAAAUACAAUUUGAUUAUAAUGGAUUCCAAUAAUGAUUCACAAAGACGAGGAAAACGUGUCGGCGACACCGAUAUCGAAAGGCAUGAAAAUCCGAAGAAACCAAAAUGGCAAUUACCUAGUGAUCUGGCUUCAUGGUCUUGCACGUAUAAAGUAAAGGCAGAUUGUGUUACAGCUCUAUUGAAAACUUUGCGUCAAUAUGACUUUCCCGACUUAAUGAGUGAUUCUCGGUCGUUACUGAAGACACCUCGUGACACACGUAAAAUGAUUCGAAAUGUUGAACCUGGAGAAUAUAUUCACAUCGGCAUUGCAGAAGGUAUUAAGUACACACUGAGACAAAAUGAGGUGGAUAUAAAUAAAGUAGAGUUCAUCGCCAUUGACUAUAACACGGAUGGAGUCCAAAUGACCGACAGUACCGAUAAUGUAUUUUGGCCUAUUUGGUGCAGAUUAGGAAGUCCUCGCAUUGGAAAACCUUUUUUAACGGGAAAUUACUACAGUUCCACUGGUCAGCCGAAAAGCUUCGACGCGUUCAUGCUUGAUUUCGUUAAUGAGUUUAAGGCACUGAUAGAUGAAGGCUUGAAAAUUGGAUUCAACAAGGUCGUGGAAAUUCGUAUGGGAAUAUUUCUAGGAGAUGCUCCAGCUCGAUGUGACGUUCUAGGUCUAAAAUACCCGACCGGUUAUUAUGGAUGUGGGAGGUGCACAGUCAUAGGGACUUACGCUAAUAAUCGAGUAUGUUUCACCGAUUUGGAUGCUCCGCUAAGAACUGACAAAAACUUUCAAGAGAGAUUGCAACCGGAACAUCAUCAUAUUAGCUCCUUGGUUGAGAAACGCUUAGAGCUGCGUUGCAUAACACAAUCGCCUCUCGAUGGAAUGCAUUUGGUCUAUGGUUGCGCGGUAAGACGUCUUUUGUUCUGGUACAACACUGACACAGUGAAUUAUAAACUUCGACUGUCCGCUACACAAAUCGAUUUAGUGAACGAUAUGUUGAACACUGCAAUGUUAUCGAAACCCAGGGAAUUUGCAAGACCGGUGAGAGACAUUAAAAACACUCAUAACUUAUUACACUUGGCAAAUGAAUGUUUGAAACAAAAUGCGCCAUUAGACGCAUUUUCGAUGUGGGAAUUCGAAACUGCCAAUUCAGGCCUAAAAGAGUUCACAAAACGCCAAGGAGCAUAUUUAGAGCAAUCGUACAAUCGAACGAUGGAAAAGUACCACAAACGCUUUGAUUUUAAUACACAGACGAAAACAUUUCCGAGUCUGUCGAUGGAAAUAGACAAGGAAUAUGAUGAAGACUACAAUGUGACUGGAAACUUUCUUUUAUCGGGUAGAAUAUAA
Bradysia coprophila is the source of this 1541-nucleotide messenger RNA. RefSeq lists its product as uncharacterized. NCBI's taxonomy places the organism in Eukaryota, Metazoa, Arthropoda, Insecta, Diptera, Sciaridae. The record is from RefSeq and is a predicted model, not a curated record.